AUGGAGAUGGUCCUCAUCUUCACCUUCUGCCUGAUUCUAGCUGGUACUGAUGCUGUAACUACAGUAACUGGAUACAGAGGACGAUCUGUUCAGAUUAAAUGUAACUACACAACUGGAUAUGAAAAGAACAACAAGUUUCUCUGCAGAGGUAAAUGUCCCUAUGUUGGGUAUAGAGACGUUCCUGUUCAGUCUGGAUCUCCUGCUAAAGACUCCAGAUUCUCUCUGUAUGACGACACAACAGCCAAAGUCUUCACCGUCACCAUCACUGAUCUGAGACCAGAGGAUGAAGGAACUUACUGGUGUGGGAUAGAUCAGAUAGGGCGUGAUAUUUACACAGAGAUUCUACUGCUGGUUAAACCAGAAAAUCUCACCAGCAGUACUGUCUCACACACCACACACACCACAUUCACUACACACAUCACACACACCAAUUCAACACACUCCAUGAGUCCAUCAGUACAUGCUGAGAACACACACUCAACAACAGAUAAUCCACUAAAUGAUGCUAACCACCCAAACUCCACCUCCUCCUCUCAGGGAUUUCCAACAUCCACUCUCAUCAUUACUGUGUCUGUUGUUCUGGUGCUGAUUCUCUUUGCUCUUAUAUUGACUGUCACACUACAGAGAAAGAAGAAGACUCGAGGCUCUGAAACAAUGACCGAAUCUCCUAAAGAGACAAAUGAAGAUUAUGAAAAUGACCAAAAUGUCCGUCCUGUUAAAGAAAGAGAAAAUGUCACUUCAUCAGUAUCUGUCUACCAGAGUCUGAACCCAACUACCAACCAAUCAGAUUCAGUCUACCAGACUUUGACUGUUUCUAGCAACGACUGAUGAGACUCAGGACGCCUCUGCUGACCAUCCAAAAGAAUCAGGAUUCAAAAGUGAAAGUAGCAGUGUUUACUGUGUCCGCAAAAUACAUGUUGCCUGGCCUGAGGAGUACUAAUUUUAUUUGUUUACCUUUUUUUUUUAUUUGCAUUACUUCAUAGAAUAAUAAUAAUAAUAAUAAUAAUAAAAGAUCUUCAACCUGCAGUCUAAAUUUUACAACAUGUUGCCAAGUGGCGGCACGGUGGUGUAGUCGUUAGCACUGUUGCCUUGCACCUCCAGGGUCCGGUUUCGAUUCCCGGCCAGGCUCGAUUUCCGUCUUUGUGUGCAUGAA
This is a messenger RNA of Clarias gariepinus (North African catfish), 1153 nucleotides long. Its product is annotated as CMRF35-like molecule 7. NCBI's taxonomy places the organism in Eukaryota, Metazoa, Chordata, Actinopteri, Siluriformes, Clariidae. The record is from RefSeq and is a predicted model, not a curated record. The transcript has 7 exons. Bases 1 to 828 code for a protein of 275 amino acids.